This is a messenger RNA of Bactrocera tryoni, 2124 nucleotides long. RefSeq lists its product as uncharacterized. The coding region runs from base 117 to 1604 and encodes 495 amino acids. The record is from RefSeq and is a predicted model, not a curated record. The transcript has 2 exons. NCBI's taxonomy places the organism in Eukaryota, Metazoa, Arthropoda, Insecta, Diptera, Tephritidae.
UGCACAUUUUCAAAAAGCCGACUUGGAAAACCACAAGCGUUUCAGGUUUCCUGUUUUCCAACUCCGUUCAAAUAAGUUAUUGGCGAAUUCAAUCAAAAUCCCAAGCAGCAAAACGCAUGCGCAGCUAUCAACACAUCGCAAUGUUGUCGCCACAACCAGCACGCGCAAUGAAAGCAACAACAACAGCAAAGACAACCACUUCAUUAGCCACAUUAGUACUUCUUCUACUACUCUCAUUAACCACCGUCAACGGACAGACGCAAGCGCCAUCGCAAAAACAUAAUGUGGAGAUAACCGGCAAACCCAGCAUCUACAAGCCCGCUGUCAUACGCACGGAACUACGCUUCGGACGUAAUCUGGAUCCGGAAAAGGUGCGCGUCGUCAAUGUGAAAUCUAACACAGGCGAUAAUGUGGAAAUUUUAGUAGGCAAAGAUUCGCGACGCGGACGCCUUGAUGAUGCCGCAGGUAGCUUCUUUGUGCGCAGCGCCGAUGUGCGCAAGCCAACGCCACGCCCGCAGAAUGCCAAACCGUCCGUUUUCAGUUUCCAACAUACGCCAGCGUUGUUGAAACAAGUCGAACUGGCGCGUCAGAGCCGCGAUUAUCAAGAGCGCAAAGCCGAAGCUGAAGCGCGCCAAGUGCUAAAGAUACAAAAUGCCUUGCGUCAGGCGGACAGUAUGUCAGCCGCCAGCGGCAGGACGCAAUAUGCACGUGGUCUACAAUUUCGUGACUCUAAUGAGCCGCAAUGGCAGCGACAGCAGCGAGGUGUGCAACAGCGCGCAGCCGACGAGUUCAGAUUUGUGUCGCCUGACGCACAAAAGUUUGGCAGCCCCUUCAACUAUAUACCCAUAGCGCAGAGUACAAAUACAAAUAACAAGAACUUCUCAUUUCCCUCUGCAGCCGCCGCCUCACGCAGUCAACCCAUCGAUCGCUCGUGGCAACCGCUAGAGUCCGUCAGCGCGCCACAUACACGCAGUAUGCGUCAAGCACCCGACCUGUACAACAACAAUGCUGGCACAUAUCAGCUCGGUAAUGGCUACAGCUUCCGUCCCAUCUUCAAUGCGGCUCUACGCUCAGUUGCCGAGUACUAUACAAACGCCGCCAGUAAUCAGGGUAGUGCAAGACGCGCCACACGCCCCAAAAAUAUCAUCACCAAAGAUGACUAUGUUGCGGCGAGCAAGAAGAAGACCACCUACAUACCCGCAGCGGUAGUGUUGACCUCAUCCACAGCCGUCAUGCCAGCCAAUAGUAAUGCUAAUACUAAGCCUAACACAAAUUUCGACAACAACAGCUACAGUAAUCAAUACAAUAGCAAUAAAUUAAGCAAUCAAUACACGAACACAUACAAAAAAACACCCUCCACAAAGCAUCCUAAAGUGCCCAAAUUGAGAGACACACCAACGCAACAGUAUGCGGCGGCCUCGGCGCCUACCUCGACGAUCGUAGACGGUCCAGCGGUAACGGUGAUUGAAGGUGUACGCGUGCCCGACGCGCCCGAAGACAAAGUCAGGACCUGGCGUAAUGCACGUGUGUUGAACAACAAGCUCGUACCUUACCCGGAUGGUUAUACGCCGCCCAAAGUGCAGAUCCAGCAUUUCGAUAGAUGAGUGAAUGAACCCACGUGACCGUUGCAUAACUAUAGUAAUUUAACUGCCAAAAAUGAAAAGGAUUUCUAAUUAUUUCCAUAACUUCAUUACUUCACGAACACACUUUACCUUUGGCAUAGCUGAGCGGAAAAAGAGAGAGAGAGAAAGAUAGAGAGAGUAUCAAGCGUUUCAACCAGCAGCUUAAUUGAGUCAAUUAUCGUAUGGUCUACAUUAAUGCUUGCAGAAAGAAACAGCUAAUUGACUCAAUCAAGCGCCUGCUUGUAAUGCCUGGAAGAGUUCAUUAAAACCUCACGAGCGAAGCUAUGACCUCUGAAAACAUUCUUGCUGCACGUUUUUUGUAAUUUAUUUAUGUUUAUUUUUAAUAUUUAAUUUAAGAAAGCUACAGGCAAAUAAAAACUGAAAACUUUACAAUUUUUAGUCAUAAGUUAUCCUUUCGUUUCAUGUAAAAUAAGUGAGAUCAUUUUUAUUCUCGAGCUAUUUAUAAAAUCCACAUAUUUCUAAGCAACUCCCGAAGUUAAUU